GCGGGGACGCCAAGCAUCUCGGGGACGCGGAGCGUGGAGGCCGUAGAGCUGUUCUGGCCUGUGGAGUAGGUUGGUCUCAAACUCCCCGCGAACACGAAUAAAAGAAACUGAGUAAGUUGGAGAAGAUAAAGUAUAUUCAGUCGCUAAUCCAGAAGAUCAGCAGCAAAGUAGGAAAUGCACAAUUUUGAGGACGAGUUAACAUGUCCCAUUUGUUACAGUAUUUUUGAAGAUCCUCGUGUACUACCGUGCUCUCAUACAUUUUGUAGAAAUUGCUUGGAAAACGUUCUUCAGGCAUCUGGGAACUUUUAUAUAUGGAGACCUUUACGAAUUCCACUCAAGUGCCCCAAUUGCAGAAGUAUUAUUGAAAUUGCUCCAACUGGUAUUGAAUCUUUACCUGUUAAUUUUGCAUUAAGGGCUAUUAUUGAAAAGUAUCAGCAAGAAGACCAUCCAGAUAUUGUCACCUGUCCUGAACAUUACAGACAACCAUUAAAUGUUUACUGUCUCCUAGAUAAAAAACUAGUUUGUGGUCAUUGCCUUACCAUAGGUCAACAUCAUGGUCAUCCCAUUGAUGAUCUUCAAAGUGCUUAUCUGAAAGAAAAGGACACGCCUCAGAAACUACUUGAACAGUUAACCGACACACACUGGACAAAUCUUACUCAACUUAUCGAAAAGCUGGAAGAACAGAAAUCUCAUUCAGAAAAAAUGGUCCAAAGUGAUAAGGAAGUUGUUCUCCAGUAUUUUAAGGAGCUUAGUGAUAUAUUAGAACAGAAAAAAAAAAUUUUCCUAGCUGCUCUCUGUGAUGUUAGCAAUCUGAUUAAUCAAGAAUAUACUCCACAAAUUGAAAGAAUGAAAGAAAUAAGAGAGCAGCAACUUGAAUUGAUGACACUGACAGCAUCUUUACAGGAGGAGUCUCCACUUAAAUUUCUUGAAAAAGUUGAUGAUAUCCGCCAACAUGUGCAGAUUUUGAAACAAAGACCACUUCCUGAGGUCCAACCUGUUGAAAUUUAUCCUCGAGUAAGCCAAAUAUUGAAAGAAGAUUGGAGCAGAACAGAAAUUGGACAAAUUAAGAAACUUCUCAUUCCUGAAAUGAAAAUUUCUUCAAAGAGGAUGCCAUGUUCCUGGCCUGAUAAAGAUGAGAAAGAAGUUGAAUUUUUUAAGAUUUUAAACAUUGUUAUAGUUACUUUAAUUUCAGUGAUCCUGAUGUUGAUCCUCUUUUUUAACCAACACAUAAUAACCUUCUUAAAUGAAAUCACUUCAAUAUGUUUUUCUGAAGUUUCUUUAUCUGUUUACCAAAAUUUAUCUAACAAUCUGCAUGAUUUAAAGAAUAUGCUAUGUCACACUUUAUAUUUACUGAAGGAAUUCAUGUGGAAAAUAGUUUCUCAUUGAAAAUUCAAAUCUGAAUUGUUUAAGUAGGCUUAUUCUGUAGAGCAGACUAAUAGCCAUUGCUAAAGGGAGAUACAGGGUAGGAUGGACAAAUAACAAAGUAAACUAUCAGAUUUACAGCAAAUGUAGAAAUAUGUUAAACCAUCCAUGCUGCUUAGCUAGAAAUUUGUCAGAAAUGAUACAUAAGGUGUCUUAACCAGAAUAUCUAGUUUACUUGAUUUAAUAUAUUAUCCCAUUUUAUUUGCUUGAGGUUGGUAUUAUCGUUGUGGCACUGAGAUACUCCUGUAUCAAUACUGUCUUUUAGCUUUUUUUUUUGUCUUUUAGCAUUCUGUUACUGCAGUGGAUAGUGUUGCAGUUAUGUAAAAAUAGUUUUUAGAUCAAAAAAUCCUUAAAGUGUAAAGGCCUUUAUUUUGAUGUGGCUUAAAGCCUUUGGCCAAAUAAAGAUGUUGAGUAGAGGUAUUAAAUUCAAGUAGCAAAGUCUAAGUGAUAAGGGAUUGUUUACAUUAAGGAUAUUUUUGAUCAAAUAUAUCUGAUUACCUGAUAACAUUAAUGUAUUUUAAGAUAGACUUAAGAGCCCUAGAAUGUUUAUCAAUCUUCAUUCCUGACAAAGCUAUGGCUUUUGGAAAUACAUUGUUAGGGAACAAGCAGUGAACUUUUUCAAAUAAUGGUUCUAUUUUAUUCUGUGGUUUGUGUAAAUUUAACGUUUUGGUUAGUGCUUUAGUCUUGCCAGUCAAAUCUGUUCUUGGAUAAAAACUCAAAACAUGUUACUAGCAUUGUAUAUUGUUGAUAACUUCCAUCAUUAGAUUUAGGUGGCAUCAUGCUAACUCUAUUUGUCUUUAAAAAUGGUCUUUUUCUGCUAUUUGCUAAUGCUAUUAUCAAAGUACCAAUAAUUUAACUUUCUUAAAUUUUGCUUAAAUGGGAGCCUGUGUGACUAUUUAGUCAAAUCCCUUUGAUUAGUUCCCUUAUUGUUAAUAGGGACUGGAAUUGUGGUGCUUGUGGUAGGACUUCUGGCUUGCCCCUUUUGUUCAUGAAAAUGUUAAGUAAAAGAUCAUUUUCCAGAAAUUCCAAAUUGGCUGUUGCUCUUAGAUCCAUUCCUCCCUAGGAGCCCUAUGUAGUUCAGACUUUCAGGUCAUUUUGGGGAAUGCUCCUGGUCCUAUACUACAUAUAAAUUAUGAGUUAAUAUGGCUGUAGUUUAAAAUGUUCCUAAUGUCUUAUCUGCUGAGAAUAUCAACACAAAGAUGGCUGGCUGUAUUAAGUCAAAUACAUGACCAGAAUCAGAAUAUAUAUAUAGCACAAUUAUCAAU
Mustela erminea (ermine) is the source of this 2687-nucleotide messenger RNA. RefSeq names its product tripartite motif containing 59 (gene TRIM59). NCBI's taxonomy places the organism in Eukaryota, Metazoa, Chordata, Mammalia, Carnivora, Mustelidae. The coding region runs from base 175 to 1386 and encodes 403 amino acids. Gene Ontology annotation, cellular component: cilium; intraciliary transport particle B; centrosome. Gene Ontology annotation, biological process: cilium assembly. The transcript is spliced from 3 exons. The record is from RefSeq and is a predicted model, not a curated record. Gene Ontology annotation, molecular function: zinc ion binding.